Nasonia vitripennis (jewel wasp) is the source of this 2837-nucleotide messenger RNA. Its product is annotated as probable serine hydrolase. The record is from RefSeq and is a predicted model, not a curated record. NCBI's taxonomy places the organism in Eukaryota, Metazoa, Arthropoda, Insecta, Hymenoptera, Pteromalidae. The transcript is spliced from 4 exons. The coding region runs from base 705 to 1691 and encodes 328 amino acids.
GCGCGCGCGCGCGCGGUAAAAGUCGGGAAGCGAGUCGUGCGCGCGACGAACUGGCUUUUUCGAGUUCGUUAUUGAGCUACAGCUACUGGGCUACCUGUGACCUAUGCAGCGAGGGAUGACGUAUAUAGGGAGUGGCGGCCUUUUCCUUGGGCGGGAGGCAGUAAAAAGAACAGCAACGGUUUAGCGACACUUUAUGCAAAGAUUUAUCAGCCGCACUUUCCACACAUUGUCUACUGUCAGAGCACACAGUGAUAAAAAAUAAAGCAACUCAUACACAUAUUUCAUAUGUAACGAAAGUUAGGUCGCUUUUCGCGCGCAAACUAAAGUCAGCUGCCAACUUUUGAUUGGUCUCCAAAUGUUCAUUUUUCGCGAUCGGUCUGCUAAAUCGAGUUUUCGCGGAGCACGUGUUCAACAUCUGCAUUCAGAUUUCAGCAUAGGUACUUCGCUGUAUCGUUGAUGCAUCACGCAGAGGUAUCAGUAGAUUUUUUUCUAGGUUUUAUUGUAUUUGACACAAAAUUUAUUGCUGAUAAAAUCUGUACGAUGGAGAAUUAUAAAGUUGCAGAGUCAUGAUAUCCCAAAAAGCGCCGUACACGUAACGCGUUCAGGCUCAUUUUUGCGUCAUCCCGUCACACUUAUAGAUAUACUCAGUCGUCUGCUUGCUAUUUGUUGAACAUUGACCUUCAAAUAAAAUAAAGAUAUUGAAGAUGUUUGCAAAACAAGUUGGACGUCUGGGCAGCCAGACAUUAGGAUAUCUGGUUGUAACGAGAGGAAUUCAACAGAAUGCUAAAUUGGCCACCUGUGCUGAAUUCACACCAGUGCAAAUCGACGUGCCAUGGGGUAAAAUAGAAGCCAAACUAUGGGGCUCCAAGGAUAAGCAGCCACUCCUGACGAUUCACGGAUGGAUGGAUAAUGCAGGAAGCUUCGAUAAUAUUGCUCCACUUUUGAAGCAUUCUUCGAUACUUGCAAUAGAUUUACCUGGACAUGGUUUGUCUAGCUGGAUACCAAGAGGCAUCCCGUAUAGUGAAGAUAUCUGUGCAGAAGCUAUAAGAUUAGUAGUUAAAAAGUUUGGCUGGAAGAAAGUAAAGUUACUAGGACACUCCAUGGGUGGAAUACUCUGUCACAAUUACGCAAGACUGUAUCCAGAUGAGACUGAGUUUGUUGUAAGUAUAGACUCUCUGGCAUUUGUGCCCACCACGAUCACAAAGCACUCAAAAUAUCGAGCAAAAGCUUUAGACAAGCUCAUAAGCUUUGAGGAAAAAGUCACAGACAACCCACCGAGUUACCCAGAGGAGGUAGCCAUCGACAAAUGGAUCAAGGCUGUUAAAUUCAGCAACUUGGAUGUCCCUACGACCAAGACCCUCAUGAUCCGGGGAGCCAAUCGAAAAGACGACGGUACAUACUACUUUACCCGCGAUUACCGCCUCAGCAUUCAAGGAUUCAACGCCUGCUACACUACCGAGGUCAUCAGGGAGAUGACGCAGCUCAUCACUUGCCCCUACAUGGUAAUAAAGUUUUCCCAAACUCCGUUUAUCAACGUUGACAAGUACUGGACGAAUGUCACCGAGAUCUUGAAGGAGAAGAGCUCCGAUUUUCACUUCGUAGAAAUGGAUGGCUGGCAUCACAUGCACAUGAUCGAGCCCGAGAAGAUCGCGAACGUGAUCAAUCCGUUCCUCGAGAAGCACGAUGUUUAAUAAAAACGUGCGAUUAAUUAACAUUAUUAGAUAGAUCAAUUCGUCGCUCCCUACGAAGAGUAGCACUGUUCAAAUUUACCGUCAUAACUCAAAAUUUCCAGCCAAGACUAGCACAACUCAAACUUUCUCACAACUUUAACGACGAAUUUCUAUAAAAAUUUUCCGAUUUUUGCGAAACUGUCCCUAAUGAACAUUUUUAAAUAUUCACAACUUACAACUUUUUACCGAAUUUAAAAACCUUUUAUACUUUGAGUUUUGUCUGUCUUUGCCCAAGGUUUUCAUGAACUUAACCAACAAAAUAACCCAAUAAAAACGUAAAAUACUCAGAUUUUAAGUAAUAUAAAGUCGCGAGUUGUGCUACUCUUGACCGCAUUUCUGAACUGUGCUACUCUUCGCGGCAAAUCGUGAGUUGGGCUAGUUUUCGUUUGAAAAUUUGAACUGUAGUCUUCGUAAAAAGCGACGAAUUUUUGUAUUAGCGCAAUUUUGUAAUAAUAAGAAUAGGCGCUCAUUACAUAGCGAAGAGCGCAAACUAGAGACAAAUUGCCAGUUCGUUCUUGCACUUCGUCGUAUAUAUAAUAGCGUACAGAUGAGCGAACAUAAAUUAACAGCGCGAGCAUUCAAAGAUUAGAGGGCGCCAGAGACCUCUCGCGCGCGAAAUCGUUUGACGUAGAUAGAUGCACAAUGUCCUUCUACGUAUAUGUUACUGCUGCUGCAGCUGCAUCGUGUGACGCAAGGCUCGCGUGAUCUGCGCGCUAAGCCUCGCCCGCCACUGGUCAAUCGCUGCUGCUGCUGCUGCGCUUCUGUCUAGCUUUUGCAUUAUGCGUCGUAUUUGUGUGCGAGAGGCGGAGUUGGAUAAUGAAAAGUACGUAGCUUAUGUAUUUUGUAAACAGCCUGGGGUGCCUAUAUACUCGAUGCCUCGGUGCGCUGGCGCGUUGAGCGGGUAUAUGAUAAGUACCGAUAGGUAAAAAAUUACCAGCUGAAAAAGUAACGAAGAAUGUUUACUCGCCUCGUCCAGUACUUCAUCCAUCGUUCAUUUUCUGGUACUUAAUUUUAGCCAAGGUAUGGUUUGAAACCGAUUGCCUAUAAUAAAAGUUUUGUAAAACAAAAAAAAACAGAAAAUAUACUGAAUAAAUUAUCGAAAACGAA